Messenger RNA from Priceomyces carsonii, 924 nucleotides. RefSeq lists its product as uncharacterized. The coding region runs from base 1 to 924 and encodes 307 amino acids. The transcript has a single exon. Gene Ontology annotation, biological process: protein import into nucleus. NCBI's taxonomy places the organism in Eukaryota, Fungi, Ascomycota, Pichiomycetes, Serinales, Debaryomycetaceae. The record is from RefSeq and is a predicted model, not a curated record. Gene Ontology annotation, cellular component: cytoplasm.
AUGCCAUCUCAUAAGCCACCAUCAAUCCUUCGUAUCAAAAGAAAAAGAGAUGAAGAUCCACUACAAUCGUUGAUUUUAGAAGAUUCUGGCUCAUCAAAGAGAUCAAAGACUACUUCUAAAACUUCGGAGGUUGAUUCCAAAGGGAAGAAUCAAAAUGACGAUAAACCUAACUACAUAUUUCAGCUAGACAGAACUGACGAAUUUAUAAGUAAUGAUGAUGCUUCGAUAGAUGUUCCUUUAGUUUCUGAAGCAACAGACGCAUCUUUUGGAGAUCCUCUUGACAGCAACGAUAACAAAAAGAAAAAGAGAAGGUUCGUCUUACCACGAAAUCAAUCAAAGGAAGAUAAUUUUAUUGGAAAUGAGCUUACUGAUAUGCUUGAAAGUCUUCUCAGUGAAGAUUUGAAAAACGAGCCGAAUAUUAAAAAAAGGGGGCGUAAUAACUCUUAUAGGCUGCCACUUGAUAAACAAGAGGAUUUACACAAGUCAGAGUACGUUUUCGAUGUAUAUCGACUAUCACAAGGGGUCCAUCAAUCUUAUGGGGAUGAUGAAUCGGGCCUACUGAUAGGAUACAUUCGCUUUUUUGAAAAUGAAGAUAGCGAGCUUCUUGAAGGUGAUAGUGAUUCGAAUUUCUCUAAUAUAUCUGAAGAAGAUUCUAAUGCGGAAGAUUAUUACCAGAAUGAUUACCCAUCAGAUGAAGAUGCUGGGACUCUCAGUGAUUCCUACGUAGAAUACGUCAUUAAUGAAGAUACUUGUGAGUCUGAAGAGGAAAUGUCUCCUAGUGUCCGGGUGGAUGGUGAUGGUUUUGCUAACUUAUAUAACGAGUUUCAUGAAGAUAGUUUGACUUCCAAUUUUAAUCUAUUGAGCGAAGAUAAAUAUUUCAAAAACGAUAAUUACGUGAAUACCCUAAGCGAUGGUGAUUUAUGA